CCACCUCCUUAUCUUCCAGACUACAUACCCUCUUUUCUUCUCCCUUCUAUCUUAAUUGCUAAAACUAAAACCCCUUUUCAUAUACAUAUAUAUUCAUCGUUGAGAAAUCAGAGCAAGAAAUGGGAGGGAACUCCCCCUGUGCCUCCUGCAAAUUGUUACGACGUCGUUGCGCUAAGGACUGCAUCUUUGCCCCUUACUUCCCCUCCGAUGACCCCCACAAAUUCGCCAUUGUUCAUAAGAUCUUCGGCGCCAGCAACGUUAGCAAGAUGUUGCAGGAAGUUCCGGUGAAGCAAAGAGGCGACGCGGUGAGCAGUCUGGUGUACGAGGCGCACGCGCGGGUGAGAGAUCCGGUGUACGGAUGCGUGGGCGCCAUCUCGUUUUUGCAGAACGAGGUAUCCCAGCUGCAAAUGCAGCUCGCCGUCGCACAAGCCGAGAUACUCUGCAUCCAGAUGCACCACCAAGACCCUGCGGCAACGUUCCCCGACGACGACGACCACCAGAAAUCGCUUCUUUUCUCGCCGGCAACCAUCAACGCCGCCGCCGUCACCACCGCUAACUUCGGUACCAACCUUCAGCAGUAUCUCAGCUUCGCCCCCUCUAGCAGCGCGGUUAUGCAAGACCCUCUCAAGAGAGAGUCCCUUUGGACAUGAUAAAAAAGGAAAAUAAUAUAUGGACUCCCAAUUUUUACUUUUUCUCAUAAAUUUUUUAUGUAAACACUUUUUCUAGAUUUA
Molecule: messenger RNA, 731 nt
Organism: Ipomoea nil (Japanese morning glory)
Lineage: Eukaryota; Viridiplantae; Streptophyta; Magnoliopsida; Solanales; Convolvulaceae
Product: LOB domain-containing protein 12-like
Exons: 2
Coding region: 120-650 (176 amino acids)
Source: RefSeq, a predicted model, not a curated record